UUGUUUUCGUGCUAGAGUACUUAUUGCAUGAAAAUAUUCUGUUUUGAUUAGUGCGUUUCCAUCUAUCUUCAGAAAUACACCAAUCAGAACAGAGUAUUUCCAUCCAGCAAGCAAUCUAGCACGAAACAAGCGUCGUGUACUGCUGGCUUCAAUGUAGAAGGCCUAUAAUAGUGAAUUCCUCGAACGCACUCCAAUUUACACGAGAAAAAGAAUAAUUCAUUCGGUAAAAUGGCGACUACCGUUAACGGAGUGUUUCACAAAGAAUUGCGUGAUGCAAUUUUACGUAGUAAAGUGCUUAUUGUGGGAGCCGGCGGCAUUGGCUGCGAGAUCCUGAAAAAUCUCGUUAUGUCUGGGUUCGCCGAUAUCGAAAUCAUUGACUUAGAUACGAUCGAUGUAAGCAACUUGAAUAGACAAUUCCUUUUCCAAAAAAAACAUGUGGGAAAGUCGAAAGCUAGUGUAGCUUGUGAAACAGCACUAACAUUCAAUCCAGAUACAAAAGUAAUCCACUAUCAUGACAGUAUUAUGUCAUCAGACUUUGGCUUAUCCUUUUUUAAGAAAUUCACAGUGGUUUUAAACGCUCUUGAUAACAGAGCAGCUAGGAACCAUGUGAACCGUAUGUGCUUAGCAGCAGAUAUACCAUUAAUUGAAUCUGGUACUGCAGGUUAUGAGGGCCAGGUUGAGCUUAUCAAGAAAGGUUUGAGUCAGUGUUACGAAUGCACACCUAAGGCUGCACAAAAAACUUAUCCUGGUUGUACUAUCCGCAAUACACCCAGUGAACCUAUUCACUGCAUAGUGUGGGCUAAGCAUCUUUUCAAUCAAUUAUUUGGAGAAGAAGAUCCUGAUGAAGAUGUUUCUCCAGACACAGCAGAUCCUGAAGCAGCUGAUGCAGCAGGUGAGAUGGCUUUACAAGCAGAAUCAAAUGACAAAGGCAACAUAGAUAGAGUUUCUACACGAGUUUGGGCUCAGUCUUGCAAUUACGAUCCAGAGAAACUAUUUACAAAAUUGUUUCAUGAUGAUAUCAAAUAUUUAUUAAGCAUGGAUAAUUUGUGGAAAAAGCGUAGACCACCAACGCCAUUGGAUUGGAAGGAAUUGCCAGAUGGAGUUGCUGGUUGCAGUAAAGAUAUUACCCAGCCAGGUUUAAAGGAUCAACAACGUUGGAGUAUUUCUAGGUGUGGUGCAGUUUUUGCAGAAUCUGUGAAAAGUUUGAAUAAAUCGUUAACAGCGUCACAAGAAAAUUCGCCGGGUAAUCAUCUGAUUUGGGAUAAAGAUGAUCAGCAUGCCAUGGAUUUCGUCGCAGCAUGUGCCAAUAUUCGUGCGCACAUUUUCGGAAUUGCUCAGAAAACCAGAUUCGAUAUCAAAUCGAUGGCAGGAAACAUCAUACCAGCGAUUGCUACUACUAAUGCUAUCAUUGCGGGCCUAGUGGUUCUUCAUGCUUUUCGAGUUUUGGAAGACAAUCUGCGAGCCUGCAGAUCUGUCUACCUACGUUUGAAAAUGAACCAUCGCAAUCAGCUGCUAGUGCCAGAAAAAGCGGUAAAUCCGCCCAAUCCUCGAUGCUAUGUUUGUGCGCCUACUCCGCAGGCUGUGUUAGCGGUCGAUACUUCCACUAUGACUAUUAAAGAAUUGGAAGAAUUGGUAUUGAAAAGUCGACUCAAUAUGAUCGCCCCUGACGUCAUGAUCGACGGUACUGGUGCUGUCGUUAUCAGCAGUGAAGAAGGCGAGACUGAAGGAAACAACGACAAGAGAUUAGAGGAGUUGGGCAUUAAGGAUGGGACGAUACUCAAAGUUGACGAUUUCCAGCAGAAUUACUUCCUUACUGUUUUUGUGGUUUAUAGAGAGAAACCUGGCCCAAAAGACGAUAGUCCACAAUUUUUAAUACUGUCUGAUAAGGAUGCGCUUGAACCGAAACCUCAAGAAAAAACCGAAGAAAUAGAAAUUGAGAAACCUUCGAAUGGUCAGGCGAUCGAAGUGUUGGACACGAAAAAACGCAAAAAUGAUGCAACGGAAGAUGGAGUAGUGGCCAAGAAACGCAAGAUAGAAAUUAAUGAUGUAGAUGAUAUUGACGACAUUUGCAUUAUCGAGAACAAUGAUGUACAUCAUGAUGCUACAUCCGAACUGAAAAAUUCGAAGAAAAUGAAGUCUUCCGAAGAUCUGGAUUGUUUGAUAGUAUAUGAUGAUAAGAAUAGUGAUUGAUUUUGAGAAUAAAAAAUAAAUAUAUCUUUACUAAUAAAAAAACGAUAAAUUCGAGGAAAAACUUAAGAUAUAGACCUAAAACUUAAAAGAAUACAAUAUAAAAGUUGAUAGAUAUUUAGGUCAGAAAAGAAAGGUAAAAAGAAAAAAAAUCAAAAGAGACAAAAUGAAGAUAUCCUAUACUUAAUUUAUGUAAAUAGGUAUAGGACAAAGAAAAAGAAA
Messenger RNA from Odontomachus brunneus, 2409 nucleotides. It is a transcript of the gene Uba2, whose product is annotated as SUMO-activating enzyme subunit 2. Gene Ontology annotation, biological process: protein sumoylation. The transcript is spliced from 8 exons. Gene Ontology annotation, cellular component: cytoplasm; SUMO activating enzyme complex. The record is from RefSeq and is a predicted model, not a curated record. Bases 229 to 2190 code for a protein of 653 amino acids. NCBI's taxonomy places the organism in Eukaryota, Metazoa, Arthropoda, Insecta, Hymenoptera, Formicidae. Gene Ontology annotation, molecular function: SUMO activating enzyme activity.